UACGUUAUCUGACUAAGACUUUAAAGGCUUUGGUGAUGAUGACACUGGUUCGGUAUAAAAGGGACUCUGCGGUUACGGCAAUGUAUUCCUUCUGCAUCAAGAUCUUCGUCUUCAGGGUUAAACCAUGAGCACCGACGGGGAAAUGUCCGUGUUUGGGGAAGCCGCCCAGUACCUCCGCAAGUCUGAGAAGGAGCGCAUCGAGGCCCAGUCUCGGCCCUUUGACAGCAGGGGGGCGUGCUUCAUCAGCGAGGAAAACGAGCUGUACGUGAAGGCCGUAGUCCAGGACCGGGCGGACGGCAAAGUCACGGCCAAAACCCUGGAUGACAGAACGUUGGUGGUGAGGGAGGACCAGGUGUUCCCCAUGAACCCCCCCAAGUACGAUAAGAUCGAGGACAUGGUGAUGAUGACCCACCUCCACGAGCCCGCCGUGCUGUACAACCUGAAGGAGCGCUACGCUGCCUGGAUGAUCUACACAUACUCUGGGCUCUUCUGUGUGACGGUAAACCCUUACAAAUGGCUGCCGGUCUACAACCCUGAGGUGGUCCAGGCAUACCGGGGAAAGAAGAGGAUGGAGGUCCCUCCCCACAUCUUUGCACUCUCGGACAACGCCUAUCAGCUAAUGCUCACAGAUCGUGUGAAUCAGUCUAUUCUUAUCACUGGAGAAUCCGGUGCGGGAAAGACUGUAAACACCAAGCGUGUCAUCCAGUACUUUGCGACAAUCGCAGUUUCUGGGGACAAGAAGAAGGAGUCCAGCAGCAAAAUGAAGGGAACCCUGGAGGAUCAAAUCAUCCAGGCCAACCCCCUGCUGGAGGCCUUCGGUAACGCCAAGACCGUCAGAAACGACAACUCCUCUCGCUUUGGUAAAUUCAUUAGAAUACACUUUGGCACAACUGGAAAACUUUCUUCAGCUGAUAUUGAAACAUAUCUGUUGGAGAAAUCGAGAGUGACGUUUCAGUUAGCAGCGGAGCGUAGCUACCACAUCUUUUAUCAGCUGACUUGCAACAAGAAACCUGAGCUUAUUGAUCUGCUCCUCAUCACCACCAACCCGUUCGACUUCUCCUUCAUCAGCCAGGGGGAGAUCACCGUGAAGAGCAUCAAUGAUGCAGACGAGCUGAUGGCCACCGAUGAAGCCAUUGACAUCCUGGGUUUCUCUGCUGAGGAGAAAGCCGGCAUCUACAAGAUGGUGGGCGCAGUGAUGCAUUUUGGGAACAUGAGGUUCAAGCAGAAACAGCGAGAGGAGCAGGGGGAGCCAGACGGCACACAGGAGGCUGACAAAGCAGCGUACCUCAUGGGCCUGAACUCAGCUGACCUGCUCAAGAACCUCUGCUACCCCAGAGUCAAGGUUGGCAACGAGUACGUCACCAAGGGACAGAAUGUUCAGCAGGUGUACAACUCUAUCGGAGCCCUGGCCAAGUCCGUCUACGAGAAGAUGUUCUUGUGGAUGGUGGACCGGAUCAACCAGCAGCUGGACACCAGGCAGCCCAGGCAGCACUUCAUCGGCGUCCUGGAUAUCGCCGGCUUCGAGAUAUUUGACUUCAAUUCCCUGGAACAGCUGUGCAUCAACUUCACCAACGAGAAGCUCCAGCAGUUCUUCAACCACCACAUGUUUGUGUUGGAGCAAGAAGAGUACAAGAAGGAAGGCAUCGACUGGGAGUUCAUUGACUUUGGCAUGGACCUGGCAGCCUGCAUCGAGCUCAUCGAGAAGCCGAUGGGCAUCUUCUCCAUCCUAGAGGAGGAGUGCAUGUUCCCCAAGUCAUCCGACGUGUCCUUCAAGAACAAGCUGUACGACCAGCACCUGGGCAAGAACGGCUGCUUCCUGAAGCCCAAGGCCGUGAAGGGCAAGCCAGAGGCCCACUUCUCCCUGUUCCACUACGCCGGCACAGUGGACUACAACAUCUCGGGCUGGCUGGACAAGAACAAGGACCCACUGAAUGAGUCAGUGGUGCAGCUCUACCAGAAGUCAUCGGUCCGGAUACUGUCCAUGCUGUACGCAAGCUUCUCUGCGACAGACGCAGUGGGAAGCGGAGCCAAGAAGGGAGCCAAGAAGAAGGGAUCCUCCUUCCAGACGGUGUCCGCCUUGUUCAGGGAGAACCUCGGGAAGCUCAUGACCAACCUGAGAACCACCCACCCUCACUUUGUGCGCUGUUUGAUUCCCAAUGAGAGCAAAACACCCGGUGUGAUGGAGAACUCACUGGUCAUCCACCAGUUGCGCUGUAACGGGGUGCUGGAAGGCAUUCGGAUCUGCAGGAAAGGGUUCCCCAGCAGGAUCCUCUACGGGGACUUCAAACAGAGGUACAGGAUUCUGAAUGCCAGUGCCGUUCCCGAGGGCCAGUUCAUGGACAACACGAAGGCUGCUGAGAAGCUGCUAGGCUCCAUCGAUGUGGAUCACACGCAGUACAAGUUCGGACACACUAAGGUUUUUUUCAAGGCCGGUCUACUGGGAGCUCUGGAGGAGAUGCGUGACGAGCGCUUAGCCCAUGUGGUCACCUCCACCCAGGCCCUGUGUCGGGCCUACGUGGUCCGCCUGGAGUACCAGAAGAUGGUGUCCAGAAGGGAGGCCAUCUACACAGUGCAGUACAACAUCCGCUCCUUCAUGAACGUGAAGCACUGGCCCUGGAUGCGGCUCUACUUCAAGCUCAAGCCUCUGUUAAAGAGUGCCGAGUCGGAAAAGGAGAUGGUCCAGAUGAGGGAGGACUUCACCAAGCUCAAGGAAGACCUGGCCAAGUCUGAGAACAAGCGGCGGGAGAUGGAGGAGAAAAUGGUCUACUUUGUGCAGGAGAAGAACGACCUCGUCCUUCAAGUCCAAUCAGAGGGGGACAACCUGCUAGACUCGGAGGAGCGCUGUGAGAACCUGAUCCAGGGCAAGGUCCAGAUGGAGGCCAAGCUGAAGGAGGUGUCCGAGCGGCUGGAGGAUGAGGAGGAGGUUAAUGCCGAGCUGACCGCUAAGAAGAGGAAGCUGGAGGACGAGAGCGCCGAGCUGAAGAAGGACAUCGAUGACCUGGAGCUCACUCUGGCCAAGGUGGAGAAGGAAAAGCACGCCAUUGAGAACAAGAUGAAGAAUCUAACAGACGAGAUCAUGAGUCAAGACGAGAACUUGGUGAAGCUGACCAAGGAGAAGAAGGCCCUGCAGGAAGCACAGCAGCAGACCCUGGACGACCUCCAGUCAGAGGAGGACAAGACCAACACACUGACCAAGGCCAAGGCCAAGCUGGAACAGCAGGUCGACGAGCUGGAAGGCUCGCUGGAACAGGACAAGAAGGUCCGCAUGGAUCUGGAGCGAGCCAAGAGGAAGCUGGAAGGGGACCUAAAGCUGGCCCAGGAGAUGCUGAUGGACAUGGAGAACGCCACACAGCAGCUGGACGAGAAGCUGAAAAAAAAGGACUUUGAGGUGUCUCAGCUUCAGACAAAGUUUGAGGAUGAGCAGUCCCUUGGAGUUCAGCUUCAGAAGAACAUAAAGGAACUGCAGGCCCGCAUUGAGGAGCUGGAGGAGGAGAUGGAGGCGGAGCGUUCAUCCCGGGCCAAGGUGGAGAAGCAGAGGUCGGACCUGUCCCGGGAGCUGGAGGAGAUCAGCGAGAGGCUGGAGGAGGCGGGCGGAGCCGCCGCCGCCCAGGCGGAGGUCAACAAGAAGCGGGACGCGGAGUUCCUGAAGCUGCGCCGGGACCUGGAGGAGAGCUCCCUGCAGCACGACGCCACCUCCGCCACCCUGCGCAAGAAGCACGCCGACAGCGUGGCGGAGCUGGGCGAGCAUGUGGACAACCUCCAGAGGGUCAAGCAGAAGCUGGAGAAGGAGAAGAGCGAGCUGAAGAUGGAGGUGGACGACCUGUCGAGUCACAUGGAAGCCAUCGCCAAGUCCAAGAUCAAUUUUGAAAAACUGUGCCGCUCGCUCGAAGACAGUCUCCACGAAGCCAAGACCAAAGAGGAGGAACAUCAGAAACUGAUCAAUGACCUGUCCAGCCAGAAAGCACGGCUGCAGACUGAAAAUGCCGAGAUGUCUCACCAGCUGGAAGAGAGGGAGUCCCUGAUGACCCAGCUGACGCGUGGAAGACAAGCAGCCCUCCAACAGAUGGACGAGCUGAAGAGGGUCAACGAGGAGGAGGUCAAGGCCAAGAGCUCCCUGGCCCACGCUCUGCAGUCGGCGCGCCACGACUGCGAGCUCCUGCGGGAGCAGUACGAGGAGGAGCAGGAGGCCAAGGGGGAGCUGCAGAGAGGCCUGUCCAAGGCCAACAGCGAGGUGGCCCAGUGGCGGACCAAGUACGAGACGGACGCCAUCCAGAGGACCGACGAGCUGGAGGAGGCCAAGAAGAGGCUUGCCUUGCGUCUCCAGGAGGCAGAGGAGGCCAUGGAGGCCAUGAACUCCAAGUGCUCGUCCAUGGAGAAGACCAAGCAGCGGCUGCAGGGCGAGGUGGAGGACCUGAUGCUGGACAUGGAGCGCUCCAACGCCGGCGCCGCCGCACUGGACAAGAAGCAGAGGAACUUUGACAAGGUGUUGUCUGAGUGGAAGCAGAAGCACGAGGAGGGGCAGACGGAGCUGGAGUCGGCCCUGAAGGAUGUCCGCUCCUUGGGCACCGAGAACUUCAAGAUGAGGAACGCCUACGAGGAGGCCCACGAGAACCUGGAGGUCCUCAGGAGGGAAAACAAGAACCUGCAAGAGGAGAUUAUGGAUCUCACUGAGCAGCUUGGGGAAACUGGCAGAACCAUGCAUGAGCUGGAGAAGUCCAAGAAACAGACAGACGUGGAGAAGACGGAAGCUCAAACUGCUCUGGAGGAGGCGGAGGCCACCUUGGAGCAUGAGGAGUCUAAGAUCCUUCGGGUGCAGCUUGAGCUGAACCAGCUGAAGGCCGAGGUGGACAAGAAGGUCUCUGAGAAGGACGAGGAGAUGGAACAGCUGAAGAGAAGCGGCCAGCGGCUGGCGGACUCCAUGCAGAACACGCUGGACGCCGAGGUCCGCAGCCGCAACGACGCCCUGAGGGUGAAGAAGAAGAUGGAGGUGGACCUGAACGAGAUGGAGAUGCAGCUCAGCCACGCCAGCAGGCAGGCGUCCGAGGCCCAGAAACAGCUGAAGAACGUACAGGUUCAGCUCAAGGAGGUACAGGUCCACCUGGAGGACUCCCUGAAGGAGAGCGAGGACAUGAAGGAGCAGGUGGCCCUGUCCGAGCGCAGGAGCAACCUGGUGCAGGCGGAGUUCGAGGAGACCCGAGGAGCUGUGGAGCAGAUCGAGAGGAGCCGCAAGGUGGCGGAACAGGAGCUCCUGGACGCCACGGAGAGGGCCCAGCUCCUCCACUCCCAGAACACCAGCCUGAUCAACAGCCGGAAGAAGUUGGAGGCUGAGCUCACUCAGAUCCAGACUGAUAUGGAGGACAGUGUUCAGGAGGCCAGAAACGCUGAGGAGAAAGCCAAAAAGGCCAUAACAGACGCGGCCAUGAUGGCGGAGGAGCUGAAGAAGGAGCAGGACACCAGCGCCCACCUGGAGAGGAUGAAGAAGAACCUGGAGGUGACCGUGAAGGACCUGCAGCAGCGCCUGGACGAGGCCGAGAACCUGGCCCUGAAGGGCGGCAAGAAGCAGCUCCAGAAACUGGAGACCAGGGUACGAGAGCUGGAGAACGAGCUGGAAGCAGAACAGAGACACGCCAUGGAGGCUGUGAAGGGCGUCCGCAAAUAUGAACGCAGGAUUAAGGAGCUCAGUUAUCAGUCGGAGGAGGACAAGAAGAACAUGACGAGACUGCAGGAACUGGUGGACAAGCUUCAGAUGAAGGUCAAAGCUUACAAGCGGCAGUCGGAGGAAGCCGAGGAGCAGGCAAACAGCAGCAUGGCCAGGCUGAGGAAGGUGCAGCAUGAGCUGGAGGAGGCUGGGGAGAGGGCGGACAUCGCAGAGUCCCAGCUCAACAAGAUGCGGGCCAAGAGUCGUGGCGUUGGAAAGGGAAAGCCAAGUGCUGAAUAAAACGCCAUGUUGGGUUGAAGCAGAAGGCAAUGGAAGGAUCCCUAUUCUGUGCUAAAAUUUCUAAAAAUGAAUGUAAAGAAAUAAUAUAUGGAACAUUUAUUAUACUGGCUUUUAUUGUGACAUUAAAUUACUGUUACUGUUAUAAUGUCAUGUUUGGAUGUUGCCAUUAAUUGUAAUAAAUAAAACAAAUAUUUCGAAUGUA
Messenger RNA from Gadus macrocephalus (Pacific cod), 6140 nucleotides. RefSeq names its product myosin-1B-like. Gene Ontology annotation, cellular component: myosin complex. Gene Ontology annotation, molecular function: cytoskeletal motor activity; actin filament binding; ATP binding. NCBI's taxonomy places the organism in Eukaryota, Metazoa, Chordata, Actinopteri, Gadiformes, Gadidae. The transcript has 40 exons. The record is from RefSeq and is a predicted model, not a curated record. Bases 125 to 5938 code for a protein of 1937 amino acids.